AUGGCGCCGAUCAAGUGCACCAGCGUUGUCUUGAUCAGCGUCGUGGCGGUCGUCAUGGCCUUUUUCGCGUACGUGGAUCAACCAUCGCAUUGGGUAUACGACCCCGUACGCCUGCAACAAAUUGCGCAGCAGAGCAUUGCCAACGCCAAUGCGGCAAACGGGGACAAGGCGACGGCGAAGCAGGUAACAGAGGAGACGAUUCGUCUGAUCCUGGAGAACUACCCGAAAACGACGCGAUACACAGGUCGCUGGCUCUGGAACAACGCAGGCGGGGCUAUGGGAUCAAUGACGGUGCUGCACUGCUCCUUCUCAGAGUACCUGAUUAUCUUCGGCUCCUCUGUCGGCACGGAGGGGCACACGGGUCGCUUCUUCUGGGCUGACGACUUCUUCAACAUUCUCGUUGGCGAGCAGUGGGCAGCGCUGCCUGGAGUGGAAGAGAAGGAGGUUUACCGCCCGGGAGAUCAGCACAUCUUGCUACGCGGCACAGCAAAGCAGUACCGCAUGCCCGAAGAGUGCUGGGCUCUCGAGUACGCCCGCGGCAACAUCGUAUCGAUGCUUUUCUUCGGCUUCGCUGACAUGUUCAGCUCGACGCUGGAUGUGCUGACCAUCUACCAGACGGUGAUAGAAAGCGCCGGCAACAUGAUUACGAAUACCUUGAUGGGCAAAAUCUGA
Molecule: messenger RNA, 672 nt
Organism: Leishmania mexicana MHOM/GT/2001/U1103
Lineage: Eukaryota; Euglenozoa; Kinetoplastea; Trypanosomatida; Trypanosomatidae
Product: C-8 sterol isomerase-like protein
Exons: 1
Coding region: 1-672 (223 amino acids)
Cellular component (GO): endoplasmic reticulum
Source: RefSeq, a predicted model, not a curated record